Messenger RNA from Cydia fagiglandana, 865 nucleotides. Its product is annotated as gustatory receptor for sugar taste 64f-like. NCBI's taxonomy places the organism in Eukaryota, Metazoa, Arthropoda, Insecta, Lepidoptera, Tortricidae. Bases 1 to 828 code for a protein of 275 amino acids. Gene Ontology annotation, biological process: sensory perception of chemical stimulus; detection of chemical stimulus involved in sensory perception of taste. Gene Ontology annotation, molecular function: taste receptor activity. The record is from RefSeq and is a predicted model, not a curated record. Gene Ontology annotation, cellular component: membrane. The transcript is spliced from 7 exons.
AUGGCUAUCGAUAAAGGAUUGCACACCGCAACCGGCAACAUGGAACAUAUGUUAGCACAAUGUUCUGGAGUAACAGUGGUGCUAGACUGCGCUGCAGACCACUCUCGGUUAUACAGAGACUAUAUCGAGUCUAGUUUCCCAUGGGUUGUUGAAUUUGGUCUACCAGACCAUUUUCUUAUUGGGAUUUAUAUACAGCCAGACAUAAGCAGUUUAGUCAGUAACAUUUAUUUCAUUCUGUUUCAGUUUAUAAAUAUAACUGCAACGUUAGCCUGGAAUUACUCGGAUGUCUUCAUAGUUUGUAUAAGUUAUUAUUUGACUUCAAUCUUACAAGGAAUCUAUAGAAAAGUGAUUGAUAACAAGGCUAAGUAUUUGUCGUCAAGUUUUUGGGCUUCGGUUCGCGAGGACUACAACCACGCGUCGCAGCUGGUGCGAGCGGUCGAUGACGUCAUCAGUGGCGCCGUCUUCGCAUCUUUUACCAUUAAUCUGUUCUUUAUUUGCUUUCAACUGUACAAUCUUUUGUCGCCUAUGGGAGGAUAUGAGAAUGUGAUAUAUCUCACUUAUUCAAUGAUGUUUGUUUUAUUUCGAUAUUUAUGUGUUUCUCUCAUCGCUGCUCGAGUGCAUACAACCUCACAGUCCCUGGCACCUGCACUUUAUGACGUUCCAUCGACCGUUUAUAACGUUGAGGUUCAAAGGUUUUUGGAUCAAGUUCAUCAUGACACACUGGCCUUAAGCGGUCUUCAAUUUUUUUAUGUCACCAAAAGUCUAGUUUUGACUGUGGCUGGUUCUAUUUUUACAUACGAGCUGGUUCUAUUGCAGUACGGUGGAUAAUUAGGUAUAAUAAUAAACUAAUUUUAGUAUAUAUAGG